AUGGACUCUGGAAAACCCCCUGAAGGAGUCCUCCCAAGUACUGUGCGUGGCCAGAUGAACAAGAGCGAUCGUAGUAGUAGACACAGAGAUGCCGUGUCUGGCAUGAACGGUACAAUGGAGGAGCAUAGGGCGGGAGCUGAGGCCUUGAGGCACACCAAGGGUAGUGGCACCACUCUUGGAAAGGAAGCAUGGCAUCCUCAUAAGCAUCCUCGAAAGGCUCUUGUUAGAGGACGUAUUAGGAAAGCUCAUGUGAACCAUCAGGUAGAGGGCAACAUCAUGUUGGCCAAGCUGCUGAUAUUCCUCUCUGUGAAUUCCAAUGGCGGCCCCAACGACAUCAUCACGGCACCUUCCGAACCGGAUCUGGGUGACCUCCCCAACCACGAUUCCCUCUUCUUGUGUAACCAUGUGUGCUGGCAACGGCAUCCCAAGGGUAUCACGGGAAUAGACAUCAAGGGGUCGGCCUCGGUGGUGACUCGAUGCGAGGUCUCGCCCAUGGCCGACAUACUCUUCCGUCGUACCAAGCCAAGCCUUUUACGGAGCCUGGCGAGGGUUUGUGAUGAAGAAUGCAUUGCUAUGACUGCAGAGGACAACUCCCCGAUAUCAGCCUGCGUUGCCGUACCGUGUUCAGAGAGAUGCCGUGUGGAAGGUAUCGUUAGUGGCACGCGUUGCUCGGCUACUCUGGAGUACGAUUGGUGCCUUUGGACCAGGGCAUGCGAUGGUUGUUUGAAACAAGAGGAGCCAACGACUCUGGGCAGAGGGACUCUCGUCACGGCAAUCGAGAUGCAGUGCAUGAAUUUCGAUGGCGAGUGCCGACCCUUGGGGGAGUUCUUCCCUUGUGCGGCACCAUACUUCGAGGAGGCCUUCCCUUAUGGACCGUACUACACUACAGUUAAAGGGAAACCUUACAAAGAGGUUAGGAAUAUCGGAGUUGACUGGAACAACUUCACAGUCGCGGUGGAAGCUGUACUGCACAACCAUCGUGGAGCUACGCCCGAGUGCUUCAAGGCGAGGUUUCUAGUGGUGGAUAGUAGCCGCGAGAAGAAGUAUAGGCUGGAGGAUCGACAGUGGCGAUCUGCCAUCUGUGCUGAGCAUUGGGAUGACCCUACUCUACCAUGGGAGAUUGACGAUCGUGUCGUCAGGGGCGACUUUGAUGGCCGUAUUGAGGAUAUGUUCCUAUUCGAAUCUGACCAAAAUCCUGGCCGUCCGGCCUCCGUUCGGGUAGUCGGGAAAGUCCCAUUGAUGAGGGCAGCAAAGGACAUGAACAACGUUGUCCACCUAACUCCUGACUUCAAUGAUUAUCAAGUCUUGCUCUGCUUGGGGCCUAGGUCGGGAUACAUGAGUCCCCUGGGAGAUGCAGCGUUGAAGGUACUUGGACCAUGGAGGUUGAAGCUGACGAAUGACCUGCUCGAGACAAAUGUGGGCAUCCAACGAGGGAAGGAGGAGGGUAUUGCCACGGAGAUACCUUCCCCUGGUAUGCACACUCAUGGUGUUCUGGUUCCCUGA
Messenger RNA from Perkinsus marinus ATCC 50983, 1503 nucleotides. RefSeq lists its product as hypothetical. Bases 1 to 1503 code for a protein of 500 amino acids. Lineage: Eukaryota; Perkinsozoa; Perkinsida; Perkinsidae. The transcript has 14 exons. The record is from RefSeq and is a predicted model, not a curated record.